AAGAUUGAAUGAGGGAGGGACAGCAAAGACCACAGAGUGCAAAGUGAUUUUGUGAUUUGGGUGCUGGAAAAUUUGGGUUGUGCCAUCUGGGAUUUGAGACUUGAAGCCUCUUCUCCACGAUGCGCGGUGAGUUGGGAUUGAGUUUGUUGAUAUAUAAACCAAUUCAGCAGAGAAGAAAAGAAACUCCUGUUCCAUCCGUUCUUGCCUCCUCAUCCGAUUCGGCGAAAUAAAAAACGCACACUAGAAAGUGUUAACAGCUCGAUAAGGCCCCGUGUUCCAUCAGAGCGGUGCGCACAGUGCAAACAAAGACAAAAGUUCUCUCUUUUCUCUUCCAUCUUCCUCCACCUUUGGAACUUCGGACCUAAACCGGAACCUCUACAAAUAUCAUUCCUCAAAACUAUAUGAUUGUGUUGCACAAGUGCAUGGUAGAACUAAACGCAGUCGGGCAUCGAAUCAUGACAGCAAUAUUGAAGGCAUGGCAUCUGGGAGCCGACGAUUUCCAAGAAUGAAUUUUUGGUGUAUGCACUAAAUGACUGUCUUGUUCAGAAAGUUGGACCACUAUUGACUGCCAGAAAAGCUCAGAAGUAGAUAGCAAUGGCGGAUUCGAGCUCAUCCAAUCCGGCCCAGUCUUCUUCCGACCCGAAAGCUAAGAAGGAUUAUUCAACUGCGAUUUUGGAGCGGAAGAAGUCUCCUAAUCGACUCGUGGUUGAUGAAGCUAUCAAUGAUGAUAAUUCUGUGGUGUCCUUGCACCCUGCUACAAUGGAAAAACUGCAGUUUUUCCGAGGUGACACUGUGCUAAUAAAGGGGAAGAAACGAAAAGAUACAGUUUGCAUUGUUCUUGCUGAUGAACUAUGUGAAGAACCGAAAAUCAGAAUGAACAAAGUUGUAAGGGCUAAUCUCAGGGUACGUCUUGGAGAUGUUGUGUCUGUUCAUACUUGUCCUGAUGUCAAGUAUGGGAAGCGAGUUCACAUCCUUCCAAUCGAUGAUACAAUUGAAGGCGUAACUGGAAGCUUGUUUGAUGCAUAUUUGAAGCCAUACUUUUUGGAGUCUUACCGGCCUGUGAGGAAGGGUGACCUUUUCCUGGUCAGGGGUGGGAUGCGUAGUGUUGAGUUCAAGGUCAUUGAGACAGACCCUAGUGAAUAUUGUGUUGUUGCUCCUGAUACAGAGAUUUUCUGUGAGGGAGAACCUGUGAGACGUGAGGAUGAGGAAAGAUUGAAUGAGGUGGGCUAUGAUGAUGUUGGCGGUGUUAGGAAGCAAAUGGCUCAGAUACGUGAGUUGGUAGAGUUACCUCUUAGACACCCGCAGCUAUUCAAGUCCAUUGGAGUGAAACCACCUAAAGGUAUACUGCUUUAUGGACCACCUGGGUCUGGGAAAACUCUGAUUGCGAGGGCUGUAGCUAAUGAGACUGGAGCAUUCUUCUUUUUGAUUAAUGGGCCUGAAAUAAUGUCAAAGUUAGCUGGUGAGAGUGAAAGCAACUUGAGGAAAGCAUUUGAAGAAGCUGAAAAGAAUGCCCCAUCAAUCAUUUUUAUUGAUGAGUUAGAUUCCAUUGCUCCAAAGAGGGAGAAGACUCAGGGUGAAGUGGAAAGGCGUAUAGUUUCGCAACUUCUGACUUUGAUGGAUGGCCUCAAGUCCCGUACCCAUGUUAUUGUCAUGGGAGCUACAAAUAGGCCAAACAGCAUUGACCCUGCUCUGAGGAGGUUUGGAAGAUUUGAUAGAGAGAUCGAUAUUGGUGUACCAGAUGAAGUUGGCAGACUGGAAGUUUUGAGAAUCCAUACAAAGAACAUGAAACUUGCAGAAGAUGUUGAUCUUGAACGAGUUUCAAAGGAUGCACAUGGUUAUGUUGGUGCUGAUCUUGCCGCGCUCUGUACUGAGGCUGCUCUUCAGUGCAUCCGUGAGAAAAUGGAUGUUAUUGACUUGGAAGAUGAGGAAAUUGAUGCUGAGGUGUUAAAUUCCAUGGCUGUGACAGAUGACCACUUCCAGACCGCAUUGGGUGCUUCAAAUCCUUCAGCAUUGCGUGAAACUAUGGUGGAGGUACCUAAUGUCUCAUGGGACGCUAUUGGUGGAUUGGACAAUGUCAAAAGAGAACUUCAAGAGACUGUUCAAUACCCAGUGGAGCAUCCUGAGAAGUUCGAGAAAUUUGGCAUGUCACCAUCUAAAGGUGUACUCUUUUAUGGCCCACCUGGCUGUGGUAAAACCCUUCUUGCCAAGGCUAUUGCCAAUGAAUGCCAGGCUAAUUUUAUUAGCAUCAAAGGCCCAGAGUUGCUAACAAUGUGGUUUGGAGAAAGUGAGGCUAACGUCCGUGAGAUAUUUGACAAGGCUCGCCAAUCUGCUCCUUGUGUUCUUUUCUUUGAUGAGCUGGACUCAAUUGCAACUCAGCGUGGGAGUUCUGUAGGAGAUGCUGGUGGUGCUGCAGAUAGAGUCUUGAACCAACUUCUUACUGAAAUGGAUGGAAUGUCUGCGAAGAAAACAGUUUUUAUCAUUGGAGCAACAAACAGGCCAGACAUUAUCGACCCAGCAUUGCUUAGGCCUGGUCGUCUUGACCAGCUCAUUUAUAUCCCACUCCCAGAUGAGGCUUCCCGUCUUCAGAUAUUCAAAGCAUGUUUGCGGAAGUCACCAGUCUCUAAGGAUGUUGACCUUGCAGUACUUGCAUGUCAUACCCACGGUUUUAGUGGUGCUGAUAUUACUGAGAUAUGUCAGCGUGCCUGCAAAUAUGCCAUCAGAGAAAAUAUCGAGAAGGAUAUUGAGAAGGAGAGAAGAAAAGCAGAGAACCCAGAAGCGAUGGAGGAGGAUGACAUUGAUGAGGUUCCCGAGAUAAAGGCAGCACACUUCGAGGAUUCUAUGAAAUUUGCCCGCAGAAGUGUCAGCGAUGCAGACAUCAGGAAGUACCAGGCAUUCGCUCAGACUCUGCAGCAAUCUCGUGGGAUAGGAACUGACUUCCGGUUCCCCCAAACUGGCAACGCUGCAGGAGGAGCAGCUUCAGACCCCUUUGCUUCAGCCCCAGCUGCUGCAGAUGACGAUGAUCUGUACAGCUGAUCUGAAAGCUGUGAAUGUAGAUGUCCUAGUUAACGGUGACGUGCUGGAGGUUUAAAUGUUUAAUAUAUAAGUCACUUUGGUCACCUUGGUGGUUGUAUUUUGCUGUGAAAGAAAAACACCGAUGCUUUUUCUAAGCAUCAUCUAUGUAAUUAUUAUCUUCUUUGUUACAUGGGACCAGCUUCUGUAAAUUUUUGGUUGCCGUGAGUUCUCUCAGAUGUCACAUAACGACCUGCAUGUGCUUCAUGUGAGCUUAGCAAGGAAUCGUUCCCUUGCUUCAGUUGCUUGCUCUGCAUAUUAUAUCAGGUGGAUGAAGAAGGUGCUAAGCAAAGAAUAGAGCUAAUCUGGUAUUAGAUAUUAAGUAUUUGAUUUCACUAA
This is a messenger RNA of Argentina anserina (silverweed cinquefoil), 3408 nucleotides long. Its product is annotated as cell division control protein 48 homolog E-like. The coding region runs from base 595 to 3033 and encodes 812 amino acids. NCBI's taxonomy places the organism in Eukaryota, Viridiplantae, Streptophyta, Magnoliopsida, Rosales, Rosaceae. Gene Ontology annotation, biological process: retrograde protein transport, ER to cytosol; autophagosome maturation; mitotic spindle disassembly. Gene Ontology annotation, cellular component: VCP-NPL4-UFD1 AAA ATPase complex; cytosol; nucleus. Gene Ontology annotation, molecular function: ATP hydrolysis activity; ATP binding; polyubiquitin modification-dependent protein binding. The record is from RefSeq and is a predicted model, not a curated record. The transcript has 13 exons.